CGCUGGCCAUGUCCUGUAGGGGAGAAACGACCCUGUCGUCAUGGAGCAAACCUGGGAUUCUUACAUCAAUUCAUUAAAUCAGAACUCCUUGCCCAGACAAGUGGAAGUGACCGAUGGAAACUAUUUUUCAGGGUCACUAGACAACCUGUCGUUCUCCAAAGGGGAUAUCAUAACGGUGGUUGACCUCAAGCCAGUCCACGUUAGAGCCGAAGUGAAGGAUGGUGAGCGGGUUUUGGGCGUGGUCAACAUUCCUCUUGAAUACAAAGGGAACUUCCAACUGAUUGCAGACCCCGUCUCUUUUGAAACUGUGGCUGACUUAGUCGGCUCCGUCCGCCUUCCCCAGAGUCCCACGACCCACAGAAGUCCUCCCCGCUUCCAGAACUUAGUCCCCAUCUCGGUGGCUGACGGGCCCACGAAGCUCGGGAGUGGAGAAACGCUGUCCUUGAUCGGCUUGGAAGAGAGGCAGGGGAGGAGGCUGCUGCGUUGCGAGGCGCCGCGGAAGGACCCUCCCCUGAGGCUGCUCCUGCCCAUGGACUGCAGGGGCCACUUCCAGGAGUGCCAGGAUGAGCAGCUCUACUCCAUGGACGCCAUCGUCAGGUGGAAGCUGCUCGCAGGGAGGAAACGCAGAGUUCGGGUGGAGGCAGGGCAUCGCCUGAGGCUUCUUAACCCGCUGGUUCCAGAGCACUUUAAUGGUCAUCUAGUUUUGCACCCCUAUUUCUCGGUCGUGGCGCACCUGCCAGGUGCCAUCCAGGUGAGCAUCCCCUCCGAUCUGGAUAUCCAUAUCACUGAGAUUGCCAGCUUGGAUUGUAAGCCCCGCUUGGAUUGUAAGCCCUUUACGCUGACGACAUUGAGACAGAUAUGCAGCAUGGAAACAAACAGAUUCCCGGUGAGGAUUAAAGUAAUGAGUGUGGUCCUGUCGGAGAACAAGGCCCUCGCCAAGCCUCUGAAGUGUGGGCAGCGCUUAACCAUCCUCAGGGCUGAAGACGUGAAAAAGUUCGUUGCCACAGAGAUUUCCCAGGGAAGGAAAGGGAGGCGUUUUCUCAUCCCAUACACCUACCAGGGCCUGGUGCUUAGGAGGGGUCGCUAUUUUUAUGCUGUUUCUGAUGUCGCUGCAGCCAUGCCACAGGGACAGCUCUGCUUCCGGUCCUCCAGGGGCUACACCUCCUGCCUGGAGCCUUUGGCGUCUUUCGCAGCCAAUGAGAGCUUCCUGGCUCUGAAGAAGAGCGUGAUGUCCGCGGAGAUUCACGGCGAGCUACACAGGGUGGAGGUCCUCAAGUGCCUGAACAUCGCCACCAAAGCCCACGUCAAACUGCCCUUGUUCGCAGAAGGAGACUUCAGGGAACUGUUUGAUGAUGCCGGACCGGGGACCCUGCAGGAGCUGUGCCAAGUCACGAAACUGCCGUGCCACAUCAGAGUGGUCAGCCCAGACCUCUCCCUGGCUAGAGACCCUCUCUAUGGAACCGAGGAACUGAGAAUUGAAAAUAUCGUCGUUGAACAAUGCCUCAUAGCCAAAGACGAAGUCUCACCGGAGGACGUGGAUGCUUCCGUAGACAUAUACAGGGACUGGCCGGAAACCACGUUUGAAAUCCCAGUCGAUAAGUCAAGCUGUGAGGUGUUGGUGACGGAAGAGCGCUCGUGGACCGCUGAUGUCGGGAAAGAGAGAUGCACGUCCCUCCAGAGCAUCCAGGAGAUCACUGAGGAGGAGUCGCUGGCCUUCAGUAAUUGCUUGGUUACCCCUCGCCCACCGCCACCCCUUCCAAAGCCCAGAAGUCUGACUUAAAGCAGGAAAGCGUGGCUUUGUUUGCAGGACGCGGCACCCGCACACUCUGGAACUGAGUAUUUGGGGUUCACGGGAGCUGGGGAGUAGCCCCCCAAACGCGGGGGGCCUCAGCGGAGAUCAGGGGCGUAUCCACGGCGUAUUGCCUCCGUCGCUCUCGUGCAUGCGCUCGAGGUUGUGUUAGAAUUCUGCUGCUGUGGCGAGACAACCAAUCCGUGAGGAGACAAGGUUCUUCAUCUGGGCUCACAGUUUCCAAGAGUUCAGUCCACGGUGGCUUGGCCCCGCUGCCCCUGGGCCUGUGGCGUGGCAGCCCACCGCCGUGGGAAUAGUAGCGGAUGGAAGCUGCCCGCCCUGUGACAGGUGGGAAGCAGAAGGGCUCCCAGGUCCCUUUCUACAUGACCCCAGUGCCCUAACCCCCUUCCCCAAGGCUCCUCCUCGUCCCAAUAGCCUUUGUGGGACACCUCGUUCAAGCCACCGCAGCUGUGCUUGGGAAGCAGGGCUCUGACGUUGUGGUAAGGGCUGUGGUAAGGGCCGCAGUAGCGCUCUUUUUCAAAGGAAGAGAAAGUCUACUUAUGCAGCAGGAACCCGUGUUUGUCGUCAAGCGUGAUUCCGCCUACGGUCCCACGCUGCCUCCCCUUGCCCCCACUGUGACAGUGCCUGGCAGGGCUACGCACACCAGCAAAACUCGGUCAGACGGGACAGUUGAGCUCCCGCAGGCUUGUCAGCACCUGCGUCAGCAAUGAGCCUGCCCCCGCCCCUUGCCCCUCUGUAAGGAAGGCACAAUCACCCGCAGUUGCUCAAGGCAGGCACCUGGAAAACUUGACCUUACCCAUCCAAGUAAUCGAUCAGCCACCAUAUCCUACCAACUCCUGCAAUUCCUAUCCGCCUCUCACCUUUCACCUUUGCCCAGCCCCAUCUCUGACCCACGGGUCUCUCUUUUCAUUGUUAUUCUUCUAUCAGGCCCCACCCCUUCCUGUCAGUGCUCCUCCAUCCUCAGCAGAGGGGUGCCUGAAGACCCAAACAGAGAGAGAUAAACACCCCCCCAAAGCCCUUGGAGUCUCCCUGUUGUCUUAGGACAGAGCCCAACUGUCUAGAACUUUCUAGGGAUGCUCCUAGGUUUUCUAGCCUGCAUUUUGCCUCUCACCUCACCCCCAGCCUGCUUCUCCGUCACUCUGAGCGACUCCAGGUGAGGCCAACUCUGGAUUUCUCCGGUGUGGGUUGAACGGAAGGUCUCACUGCUGUGCGCCCCGUCCCCCUCCGCUUUCCUAGACAAGACUUCUGUCCAUCUGUCAACUCACUGCAGACGCUGACGCCCUCCGAGAGAGUCCUCUGGGCUUCAAAGCCAGCUUUUAGUGCUAGCCCUGCUGCUUCCUAAUCGUCGUAGCUCAGCGGAUGAGAGUGCCCUGGACUGCAAUUAGACCACCAGAGACCCGUAUGCCCUCGCCAUGGCGGGUCACCCUCUCCGGAGAUUUGUGUCCCCAUCGCUCCUCUUCGGUGAUGGAGACGAGAAAUGCGCUCCACAGGCUCAAGCAUCUGAACGCUUGGCCUGUAGUUUGUGGCACUGUUUGGAGAGGUUUGGGAGAGGUUUAGGAAGUGCCAGAGGAAAUAUGCCACGGGGGAAGACUUUGAGAGUUCACAGCCUCUGCCGGGCGGUGGUGGUGCAUGCCUUUAAUCCCAGCACUCGGGAGGCAGAGGCAGGCGGAUCUCUAUGAGUUUGAGACCAGCCUGGGCUGGUUCCAGGACCGGCACCAAAGCAAUACAGAGAAACCCUGUCUCAAAAGAGAGACAGAGACAGAGACAGAGACAGAGAGAAAGAGUUCAUAGCCUCAUCCCGCUUCUAGUUGGCUUUCUCUGUUUCAUGCCUGCAGUACAGGAUGCCAUCUCUCAGCCCCCUCGCUCCCACCUGCCAAUCACUGACAGGCUUCCCUGCCAGAAUGGACUCUUAUCCCUGGGGAGCCAUAAACCAAAAUAAACUCUCUCCUCCACGAA
Mesocricetus auratus (golden hamster) is the source of this 3766-nucleotide messenger RNA. Its product is annotated as protein THEMIS3-like. Bases 41 to 1780 code for a protein of 579 amino acids. The transcript is spliced from 4 exons. Lineage: Eukaryota; Metazoa; Chordata; Mammalia; Rodentia; Cricetidae. Gene Ontology annotation, biological process: T cell receptor signaling pathway. The record is from RefSeq and is a predicted model, not a curated record.